This is a messenger RNA of Coturnix japonica (Japanese quail), 300 nucleotides long. NCBI's taxonomy places the organism in Eukaryota, Metazoa, Chordata, Aves, Galliformes, Phasianidae. The record is from RefSeq and is a predicted model, not a curated record.
AUGUGCUCCCGUGGGUCCUCCUGCCACAGCCAUGAGACCUCCUGCCACGGCUCCCGCUCCUCCUGCCACGACUCGGAGCCCUCCUGCCAUUACACCAUCCAGAGGGUCUCCGUGCCCAAAUACACCUACAUGACGCCGUGCUGCCCCCCCGUGCAGACCUUCUGCCCCCCAGUGCAGCGUUACUGCCCUCCAAUGAAACCCUGCUGCCCCCCAGUGCAGCGUUACUGCCCUCCAAUACCCAUCUGCCCUCAGUACACCAAGAACAUCUGCAAGCUGCCACCACAAUACCCCAAGUUCUAG